Molecule: messenger RNA, 1227 nt
Organism: Ylistrum balloti
Lineage: Eukaryota; Metazoa; Mollusca; Bivalvia; Pectinida; Pectinidae
Product: G-protein coupled receptor dmsr-1-like
Exons: 2
Coding region: 1-1227 (408 amino acids)
Biological process (GO): G protein-coupled receptor signaling pathway
Cellular component (GO): membrane
Molecular function (GO): G protein-coupled peptide receptor activity
Source: RefSeq, a predicted model, not a curated record
AUGAAUGACGAUUUCUCUCGGUAUCAUAUACCUAAUGUUACCAGUAAUCACUCAGCAGUUCUGGAUGUAUUCGACACAUCUACCAUGGGAAAUUACGUUGCUACUGUGGAAGAAGUUUCAGGACUUCAGAAAUUUGAAGACUGGUAUAAACCUAUUCACGGAUACUUAGCGGCUAUUGUUUGUGUUUUCGGUGUGAUAGCUAAUAUACUGAAUAUUGUAGUUUUGACUAGAAAAAAUAUGCAGACUUCUACAAAUGUGAUUCUGACUGGAUUAGCUAUAUCAGAUGGCGCGACCAUGGCCGCUUAUUUCCCUUGGGUUCUGUGGAUGUACAUUAUAUACGGCACUGACGUCAGUCCAAAACGGGACACGCUCGAAUGCGCACAUUUUCAGAUGUGGUACGCCAUUUUUAGUGUGAUUGUUCACUCUAUAUCAAUAUGGCUUACCGUCACCCUCGCCGUAUUCAGGUACAUUUUCAUCCGUUUCCCAAGACGAGGAACACGAUAUUGUAAUAUACAGAGAGCAAAACUGGCAGUUGUCAUCGUUGUCGUCGUCGUAAUCAUCGUCUGUAUUCCAAACUCCGUAAAUUAUGAGAUUUAUGACGGAGUGGCGAGUGUAGUUGUGCCGGAGUCCCGAUGGGGAAACGAGACAAUAUAUUGGGUAACUCAUAAGAAAACGACCCAAUUUCAAGUAUUCAUCAAUAAAUUCAAUUUCUGGGUUCAAGCAUUACUGGUGAAAUUACUACCUUGCGUAAUGCUCACGGUUUUCAGUUUUCUACUGGUGAAGACGAUGAGAGAUGCCGAAAAACGCCGGAAGAAGUUAUUGAGCAAGACCCCAAUCUCUGAUGGAGAAAGUGGCGCCACCUCGAGUGGGGGAGGAAACCACAAAAAGAACAAGAAAAGCAACAGGAGUAAUAGAACAACGACCAUGUUGCUCCUGGUCGUGUUGUUGUUCAUUCUUACGGAGACCCCACAAGGAGUUUUGAAUGUCCUAAGCGACCUCAUAGAUGGCUUUUACGCAAAUGUAUACACCCCUCUCGGGGAUCUUCUUGACAUUAUGGCCUUGAUCAACAAUGGAAUUAAUUUUGUUCUCUAUUGCACCAUGAGUAAACAAUUCAGAGACACUUUUUUCAACAUUUUCCUUCGGAACUCUCCAGGCGAUCGACGAAAGACUACGACAACGUAUAUUACUACGCAACAGACUCAUGCUACCAAGGACUCCGACGUGUAA